AUGGACCAACCCAAUGCGUCGGUGCUGGUCACACUUAUAAGUCAAUACUGGUUGCCGAUAUCGAUUAUCAGCGUUUUUGCCUGGCUCAUCAGAAAUCGCUUUCACAAUGGACUGAGCAAGUAUCCAGGUCCGUUCCUGGCUUCGUUGACGGACUGGUGGAGGUUCUGGUAUGUCUACAACCGCCGGCCUGAAGUGAUGCACCAGAAACUACAUGCAAAACACGGUGAUGUCGUCCGGCUGGGGCCAAACGUGCUCUCAUUCGCAGACCCCAAGGCUCUGAAGGCGAUAUAUGGCCUGAACAAGGGGUUCGUUAAAACCGAUUUCUACAUAGUCCAACAAGCGAUAGCGCAGGGCCGCAGGGUAGAGUCCCUCUUCAGCACGACAGACAACAACUACCACGCGCAGUUCCGGCGGUGCGUUAACGCGGCCUUCUCCAUGUCGUCGCUGGUGCAGUACGAGCCCUUUGUCGACAACACGACCAAGCUGUUCCUGGCGCAGACGGAGCGCCUCUACGUCAACAACCCCAACGGCUGUGACUUUACCCGGUGGCUGCAAUUCUACGCCUUCGAUGUUAUCGGCGAGAUCACGUACAGCAAGCGCCAUGGGUUUAUAGAGAAGAACGAGGAUAUCGAUGGGAUGGUCGCGUAUCUUGCUAAGUUGUUCCUAUAUGUCGCCCCUAUCGGUCAAAUCCCUUUCCUCGACCUCAUCCUCCAAAAGAACCCCAUUUUUCUCAAACUCUCCCAAUGGGGCCUCAUUGAGUCCACCUUCCCUGUAGUCUACUUCGCCCGCGCCCGCAUGGCCGAACGUCUAGGCACCCCCCUCUCUUCCUCAACCUACCACGCCAAAUCGGAACCCCUCCUCCCCGUAACCGACACCAAAAUCGCGGUCAAGUCACCCGACUUACUAUCCAAAUUCCUCGCCGCCCGCGAGGCCCGACCAGACUUCAUGACGGAUAAGCAUGUCCAGACCAUGGCGGUAUCCAUGGCCUUUGCCGGGUCGGAGACGACGGCCAUUUCGCUUGCGAGCGUCUUUUACUACCUCCUGCGGACGCCGCCCGCUCUGGCCCGGCUGCUCAACGAGCUGGAUGAGUUUGGUAGGGGCGGAGGUUUUAGCGAUUACGAGACGGGACUCGUUACUUGGCACGAGAGCCAGAAGUUGCCUUACCUUGAUGGUUGCAUCAAGGAGGCGUUCCGGCUGCACCCGGCGGCGGGGCUGCCGCUCGAGCGGAUUGUCCCCGAGCCCGGGAUGGAGAUCGCGGGACACCAUGUCAAAGGAGGUACUAUCGUGGGCUGUUCGGCGUGGGUUAUACACCGCCGGCCCCAGAUUUUUGGCGCAGACGUGGAUGUGUUCCGGCCAGAGCGCUGGCUCGUGGACGAGAGUCUGACGGGGACUGCGAGAGUGGAAGAUGAGAAUAGGGUCAAGACGAUGAAUGGGAUGAUGUUCCAAUUUGGCAUGGGAAGUCGGACGUGCAUUGGGAAGAACAUUAGUUUGUUGGAGAUUUACAAGUUGGUUCCGAGUUUGUUGAGGAGGUUUGAUAUCCGUUUCAAAGACCCGAAGCAGGAGUGGAAACUGGUUAAUGCCUGGUUCGUCAAGCAGCAGAACUUCCAGACCAUGUUCGAAUUGCGAAAUAUCGUGAAACCGGAUGCUGCGGCCGGGGAUGAGAAAGUUGAACUUGGUACUUCGUUACUAUAA
Pseudomassariella vexata is the source of this 1692-nucleotide messenger RNA. Its product is annotated as cytochrome P450. Lineage: Eukaryota; Fungi; Ascomycota; Sordariomycetes; Amphisphaeriales; Pseudomassariaceae. The record is from RefSeq and is a predicted model, not a curated record. Gene Ontology annotation, molecular function: oxidoreductase activity, acting on paired donors, with incorporation or reduction of molecular oxygen; iron ion binding; heme binding. The transcript is spliced from 4 exons. Bases 1 to 1692 code for a protein of 563 amino acids.